Molecule: messenger RNA, 1729 nt
Organism: Eurytemora carolleeae
Lineage: Eukaryota; Metazoa; Arthropoda; Copepoda; Calanoida; Temoridae
Gene: WDR79
Product: telomerase Cajal body protein 1
Exons: 6
Coding region: 45-1670 (541 amino acids)
Molecular function (GO): protein binding
Source: RefSeq, a predicted model, not a curated record
CAUCUAAUAGGACUUAAAAAAUAAAUUUAAUGUUUUAGAUAAAAAUGAAUCCCUGUGAGGAGGCAAUAUUGUCCAGUAUAAAAAGUACUGAGCUGAAGUUCUAUACGAACAAUAGAUUAGCGGAUACUAGAAGUUUAUCUCUUGCAUCGUCAUCACCCUGUCGAGACAAUACCCUGGAAACAAAACUGAUUGUAGAGCAGCAAUCUUGUCUCAGAUUAAAUGUUAACAAAUCAAAAUCUUUUGAGAAUUCUAGCGAUCCUCCAUGGAAGAAGAAGAGAACCUUGUCAGAUGUAGAAUAUUCUGCAGGCUUGACAGAACCACCGGUUCCAGAUAAGCAGUUGGAGCAGCUGGAGGAGCUGGAGCAACUGGAGCAGGAACAAGAUUUCAAUUGGAAUCAAGAACGAGGACAGCAGGAUGAGAUGGGUAAGGAGGAUCAAGAGCAAAAUGAGAACAUCGAACCGGUUGAAAGUAUUGAGCCUGGAGUAGAAACUGUAAAUAUAUCUGAACCUGUGUUAGAUUAUCGGAGUAAUAUUUUUUUAGAAGGUUCGGAUAUCAGAGAAGUUUCAACAGAAUCCACACAAUGCUACAAAACGGAGUCAAAUUAUUUAAGAACAGAUGAAGUACCUGAUGGCUUUGAAGAUAUAUUUGAUUUCUCGCCAACACUUCCAGAUUUAGUUUCCUACUCCACAACCAGCUUUGGGAACUACUGCACCAAGGGGUGUUCCUGGUUUCCGUCGGGGAACAAGAUUCUGGUUCCAUGCGAGGACGCAAGGUUCAGGAUAUUUGAUGUUGAAGAUGGUGGAGAAGAUAUUGAUCCAUGUGGAUCUAUAAAAGAGACGGAGAUGAUUUACGAUUACUGUUGGGAGGGAGAAGGUUCAAGAUUCCUGAGUACAGGUCGGUAUCAACCAAUCCAUCUGUGGGAUCCGACACGCGAAGAACUGGUCGCAACCUAUAAAUGUUUCAACCACCUGGAUGAAAUAGCUCACUCAUUCUCCCUCUGCAUGAUACCGUCGGGAGGAAAGUUCUUGACAGGCCUGAAGAAUCAAGUUAGAACGUAUGAUUUAUCCCGACCUGGUCGGGAUUGUGAUAUUAACGUGACAGGAAAUAAGUCUGGAGAAGGACUAGUUGGGAUAAUCUCCAGUCUCAGUGUUAACUCCGAUAUGAACAUGUAUGCGGCGGGGAGUUACAGUAAAACUGUUGGAUUGUAUAGUUUAACCGGUUCUAGAAUAUGCUUACUAGCCGGACACAGGGGCGGAGUAACUCAGGUUUCCUUUAGUCCUGAUAACCGGAGACUAUACAGCGGAGCAAGGAAGGAUGAUGAAAUAUUAUGCUGGGAUAUCAGAAACCCAGGACAUUUACUUUACUCUCUCCAACGUGAGGUUUCAACCAAUCAAAAGAUAGGAUUUGAUUUCGCUGGAAAUCACAUCGUCUCCGGUGGGACUGAUGGAAGUGUGCGGAUAUGGGAUUCUCUAGGAGAAAUUGUAUCUGGAUACUUACUCCAUCCGGAUUCAGUUCCAGGACUAAGUGUUCAUCCGACCCUGCCUCUGAUAGCAACCAGCUCUGGACAGAGACACUCCGAUCCUAAAUUAACCUUCGACGAUGUUGACAUUGUCAUCGAAAAUUCCCUAAAAAUCUGGAAUUUUUCAAAGAAAAGACGUGGAAAACUGUGAUAAAUUUAUUAAUUAAAACUAUGAUAAAGAUCCUCAAUCUUCCUGUGAUUGGUUUCAGA